UUUAGCAUUUUCCCUACUACUAACCUCACUGACAAACACUGCCCUAAAAUCUUCUCUCUUGGCCACAACGACGAGAAAAAUAGUGUAAUUCAAGGUGAAGAAGGAAGGGUUGAAUUGGAGAUGGCGAGCGCUGUAGAUGCUUCUGGAAACCCGAUCCCAACAUCGGCGGUGUUGAUGGCAUCGUCGAAGCACAUUGGGACAAGGUGCCACGCGGAGAACAUUGAGUUCCUGAAAUGCAAGAAGAAGGAUCCAAACCCUGAAAAGUGUCUCGAUAAAGGCCGUGAAGUUACUCGCUGUGUCCUUGGCCUUCUCAGGGAUCUACACCAAAAGUGCACAAAGGAGAUGGAUGAUUAUGUUGGUUGCAUGUACUACCAUACAAAUGAAUUUGACUUGUGUCGCAAAGAGCAGCAAGAAUUUGAGAAAAAAUGUCCUUUGGAAUGAAACUAUGAGCACUGCUCUUGUCGAAAAUAAUACCACAGGCGAUUUGGAAUGAAACUAUGCACUGCUCUUGUGGAAAAUAAUUCUCAAAUAUUCAUUGAUCUUGUCUGUUUGUAUGAAUCUUUGCCAUUAACUAUGUUGGUCAUCUAAAUUUUUGUAGAGAAAUGCAUCCAAGCAGGACGAAACAAAUUCUCUUCAAACAUAACAACUGAUAAGAAAUUUUGAAGUUGGAACAUGCUUGUGAUUUGAUUGCGUGUUGGAAAUGCAUAUUUCUUGUGCUUUAUAAAUAAAAACAGGAUAGCUUGCCAAACUGCACCAAUUUCUAGUGCCUUGGUGCAAUGGCUCCUGUCAGCUAAACUAGAUCACCUUUA
This is a messenger RNA of Gastrolobium bilobum, 809 nucleotides long. Its product is annotated as NADH dehydrogenase [ubiquinone] 1 alpha subcomplex subunit 8-B. The transcript has 3 exons. The record is from RefSeq and is a predicted model, not a curated record. Gene Ontology annotation, biological process: mitochondrial electron transport, NADH to ubiquinone. The coding region runs from base 121 to 441 and encodes 106 amino acids. Lineage: Eukaryota; Viridiplantae; Streptophyta; Magnoliopsida; Fabales; Fabaceae.